AUGUCCUCUCAAGCCGACAAAGAAAUGCUCCUAGGCGGCGAGAAUAGAGAACAACAGGACCUCGAGUCGAGCAUUUUCAGUGGGAGCAUGGAACUUGAUCACGAUGAGGUCGCGGGAUUCUCCAGGCGAAGCUCACGAGUUGGUCGCUUCUUGAACCUCCCAUGGUGGAAGGUGUUAGUCGCGUUUCUGGCCAUCUGGGGCUUCAUAGACCUGGUCAGGGUGGUGAUCAGGCUCUCUCAGCAACCUCCCACGGCAAACACGGAUCACGGCGACCUCUCGUGGUACUGUAGACGGGAUUGCGGCAAAACGCUCAAGGAAGCAGAGCCUAAGGGCUGCCAAAACUUCCUUAGUGCCGGUCCUGGCCCCGACGGAACGUGGCUGUACGCUAUCGAUGUGGACUGGACGCAUGGCGCAGAGAGCCAUGGCAACAUCAACAACGGCAGCAUGUACAUUAUAGACUCCAAAGAGCUGGUCAAACUGGUCAAGCCCAGUCUGACGUACUGGAAGAAGGUGUCUUUAAGCCGUUUUGACGGCAUACUGUUGCCUAUGGCGAGGGCAGAGGAAGCUGAGCAUUCGUAUCACUGCACGAGAAUGAUCACCAACUACCUGAGUAAGAAGCACCUGACGGACCAGUUUAAGACAAGCUUUAGCGCUUCAGCUUCUGAAAAAGAUGCACUGAGGUUGGAUGAGACUGGUGCUUCGCUAAAAUGGCUCUAG
This is a messenger RNA of Colletotrichum destructivum, 717 nucleotides long. RefSeq lists its product as uncharacterized. Lineage: Eukaryota; Fungi; Ascomycota; Sordariomycetes; Glomerellales; Glomerellaceae. The transcript is spliced from 3 exons. The record is from RefSeq and is a predicted model, not a curated record. The coding region runs from base 1 to 717 and encodes 238 amino acids.